CUGAAGUUGUUCAACCACAGUGAACGCGGUGGUCACCGGCCAAAGUGCUGCCGGAGAGCCCGCAAGUCACGGCCGCGAUUGUGUGCUGAAGCGCCAUGGUCUUUCAGCAUUGGGCUGAGGCGGCUGGAACUGCAGACCUGGCGUCGCCCCUGACGGCCCGGCCUGGCACUGUGAAGAGCUUUCCCACAACCUUCGAUUCCUUGGACGACCUCUGGCAGUUGGAGAAGAAGCUCUUGGAGCCUCCCCAGGAGUCAGUCUCGGAGGAGAUGGGUCCGGAGCUCGGAGCUCGGGCCACAGCCAAUGAGACCUUGCCUCGCAUCGAGGGUGACACCUUUUCCCUGGAGGAGGAGCCGGCCAGAGGUCAAGCUGUCAACAUGGUGAGGUCUUGUCUUCAAAGUUCUUUGGCGCUCAAACAGGCGCUGCAAGACGAGUCCAUCGACCCCUACGAGAUGAAAGGCAUCCUGAGGAACUUGGGCCGUUGCUCCGAUGGAGGUGUCCGGGUGUUUGGCCUGCGGCGGGCAUUGGCCGGAGUGGGUCGUCCAUGGCCGAAAGAGAAGGAAGGCUCCUCACUGGUGCGACAGCUCUUUAUUGGCCAGGAGGCACCCUUCUCCUUCCAUGGCCAAUUACCUGGAGAUGCCCAGCAGAAGAUCAACGCCAUGAAGCCGCUGAGCAGCCAUCGCUUGAGGCGUCAGGAGAUCUUCACGUCGCCUUCGAGAAGGACGAGAUUGAGAGUCUCUGAAGUUGGACAUCCAGCCGGUGGAGGGCCCUGGGAGGAGGCGUCCAGCGCCUGCGAUACGGCAGCUGAGAAGGCGGGUGCUGCGGCCAGUACACCGGGUGAUGCUGCGCACUUGCUGACGGAGGCGGGGCAUUGCUUGGCCCAGCUGGGUCGUGCCAUGGUCAUGACCCCCGUGCGACUCGGAAGCAUGAGCCCCACCGCGGCUGCCUUUGUGGUGGGUUUCCGAAAUCCUGGUCUUCUUGAGGCACCGAUCGUCUUCCAGGACUCGAAUCCACGGAGAAGGACCCUGAGGCAGUUCCUUUGAGGAACCGCCGACGCAUCCGACGAGACGGUCCAGACGGUCCAGACGUGACGGUCCAGACGUGCGAGCAGAUCAUCCAUGCGGUCCAGGCGUAUGGUGAUUGUUUGAUGUUCACGAACUGCGCGAAGAAGCCCCAAAACCUGGGGAAUAUACAUGAUCCUGUGCAUUUGGACCUCAUUUUUCCGCGCAUGAUCCUGGUAUAGGCACAAGGUAUACACCUCAUCGCGCCAACUUGGUGGAUUCCAUGCGUUUCACCCAAAGAUGUGUUGCGCGCUUCAAAAGAAAACGAUGAUAACGCCAAUGCAGGUUGUUCGGGCUUCAAAGUUUCCGAAAAAGGACUUGCUAACCGCUUUGACAGCUUGAAUGGGGUUGCCAACAUGGUGCGAAAUACA
Molecule: messenger RNA, 1429 nt
Organism: Durusdinium trenchii
Lineage: Eukaryota; Dinophyceae; Suessiales; Symbiodiniaceae
Source: the annotation of a GenBank genome assembly